Molecule: messenger RNA, 1467 nt
Organism: Oryza sativa Japonica Group (Japanese rice)
Lineage: Eukaryota; Viridiplantae; Streptophyta; Magnoliopsida; Poales; Poaceae
Product: proline-rich receptor-like protein kinase PERK10
Molecular function (GO): zinc ion binding; nucleic acid binding
Source: RefSeq, a predicted model, not a curated record
CUCGACCGCCGCUCGACGUUGCUGGCCAGAUGCGGUUGGCGUCUCUGCCGCCGUCGUGGCCAGCACUCCAGCCGGCGCAUCCCACGCUGCUCCGCCACCACAAACCAGUAAUCCCCUCUCAACCCCUCUCUGGACCACCCCUUUCCCCACGAAGCUCCACCCCACGCCGGAACCCCCAGUUCUGGCUGGAGUCGCCGCCGCCGCCGCCAUCCAGAUCUGCUGUGCCUUUCUCCGCCGACGAUGUCUCCCACGUCUCGGAGUCCCCGGAUCCAAGGAGUUCGCCCACGCCUGCUAUGCCACGCUCCUUCGCUGAUGCUGUCAGGUUGGAUUUCAAUCCCGCCAAAGGAGACGGCCUGCCCGUUUUCAAAUCCCCACACGGCCAACCACCGCCGCGCCCAAAAUUGAAGUCCGCCAUUACUAUCCCAGCCUGGAGCACCUUUCAGCGUCGCGCCUACAGGGCUACUCCCGGAGAGGAAAUGGGCGUGCGUCGCAUCCAUGGUACGGCGAGACCAGGCCGCUUCAAUGGCGAGUGGAAGGAAGUCAAGCCACGCCACUGGUGGCGCCGCUCGCCGCAUUCACCCGAGUCCCAGCGGCCAGCUUCCAGGCGACAAGACGCACAUUCAAGGCGCUCGUUGGCUCCCGCUGCAUCGGCAUCGCUGCGCCUCUUCAGAGAGAGAACGGCUGGAAAAUGCUUCAACUGCCUUGCGCGUGAUCACCGCGCAGCGCGCUGCAGGGACCCGGUUCGUUGCUUCAGAUGUUUCCGUUCGGGGCACAAGGCAAACUCCUGCUCCCGGCGUGAACCGCGACCACGCCAACCUCGCCAGUCUCCACAGAAAGCGCUGCGCCGCCAAGCUUCUACACCACCCCCGCCACAGAACACGUCGCACCGCCAGGCUUCUACGCCAUCCCCGUCUCUUCCCCGGGCUACACGACCACGCCAACCACGCCAGUCUCCGCAGAACACGUCGUGCCGCCAAGCCUCCACACCACCUCUGCAGCUACCUCUUCCACCCAAGCCGUCCUGCAACACGCGGAUGGCUCUACUGGGAGACCCGGCGACCCGGCCGGAUGAAGACCACUGCUUCGUUCCGACACCGUUCGCCACGGAGGCUGAGCGGAAAGAAUGGGAAAGCUCGGCGGUGGUGUCCUGGGCGAUGCGGGCACCGGCUUCCACAACGGCGCAAGAUGUUGAGGCGGCUUUUCGGGAGGAAUUCCGUCUUCGGCGAGGGGAGGUCACGGUGACGCGCCACCACCCGGAAGCCUUCCUGAUCAAGUUCGAGCAUAGCAGUCACUGCUAUGAAGCUAUGCGCAAGGGCUUCGUCAAGCGAAACGGUAUUGAGCUCCACUUCAUCAAGUGGCGCAGCCUGAGUGCGGCCCUCGGCAUCGCGCUCAUGUUUCGCGUGCGCCUGUGUCUAGAUGGUAUCCCGCGGCACGCCUGAUCCGCCGACAUCGUCGAGCGGCUCAUCG